Syngnathus typhle (broad-nosed pipefish) is the source of this 8614-nucleotide messenger RNA. RefSeq names its product unconventional myosin-VIIa-like. NCBI's taxonomy places the organism in Eukaryota, Metazoa, Chordata, Actinopteri, Syngnathiformes, Syngnathidae. Gene Ontology annotation, molecular function: protein binding; ATP binding; cytoskeletal motor activity. The record is from RefSeq and is a predicted model, not a curated record. The coding region runs from base 185 to 6841 and encodes 2218 amino acids. Gene Ontology annotation, cellular component: cytoskeleton; myosin complex. The transcript is spliced from 49 exons.
ACCAUCUUGUAAACUGGGCCCAUCCUUGUGGCGAUCACUGGAGGAGACUACAGGAGGGGUCUUCCUAUUGAGAGAGGCACUCAUGUUGGACAAUCUUGAACACGCUCGGUCGACAAUGACAGUGGUUUCCGCUUCCUACCAUGGUCCACCCGCGUGACGGCCAGAGUGUCGUCGACAAUCAGCCAUGGUCAUUUUGCAACAGGGUGACUAUGUGUGGUUGGACCUCAAGACGGGCCGGGAGUUUGACGUUCCUGUGGGGGCGGUGGUCAAACUGUGUGACUCGGGUGAGAUCCAAGUCGUGGAUGAUGAAGGCCGGGAACACCGGAUCUCGCCUCAGAACGCUGGCCACAUCAAGCCCAUGCACCCCACCUCCAUCCAGGGUGUGGAGGACAUGAUCCGACUAGGAGACCUCAACGAAGCCGGCAUCCUGCGCAACCUUCUGAUCCGCUACAACGAGCGCGUCAUCUAUACAAAUUGUGGCGGAAGGACGUACACGGGUUCCAUCCUGGUGGCCGUCAAUCCCUACCAACUGCUGCCCAUAUACACACCCGACCAGAUCCGCCUGUACACCAACAAGAAGAUCGGCGAGAUGCCGCCGCACAUUUUCGCCAUCGCUGACAACUGCUAUUUCAACAUGCAGCGCAACAACAAGGACCAGUGCUGCAUCAUCAGCGGCGAGUCCGGAGCUGGCAAGACUGAAAGCACCAAGUUGAUUCUUCAGUUUCUGGCGGCCAUCAGCGGUCAGCACUCCUGGAUCGAGCAGCAGGUUUUGGAGGCCACGCCCAUCCUGGAAGCCUUCGGUAACGCCAAGACCAUUCGCAAUGACAACUCCAGCCGCUUCGGGAAGUACAUCGACAUCCACUUCAAUAAGCGAGGGGCCAUCGAAGGUGCCAAGAUAGAACAGUACCUGCUGGAGAAGUCCCGUGUGUGUCGACAGGCUUCAGAUGAGAGGAACUAUCAUGUUUUCUACUGCAUGUUAAAGGGCAUGCUCCCAGAGAUGAAAGCCAAACUGGGCCUGGGUCAGGCAGCAGAUUACUGCUACCUCACCAUGGGUCACUGCACCGAGUGCGACGGCCGCGAUGACCUGACCGACUACUCGGGCAUCCUGGCAGCGAUGAAAGUGCUCAUGUUCACUGAGACGGAGACCUGGGAGAUUUCCAAGCUGCUGGCCGCCAUCUUGCACAUGGGCAACCUGACAUUUGAGGCUCGCACCUACGCCAAUUUGGACGCCUGCGUGGUGGUUAGAUCCCCUGACCUGCUCACGGCCGCUUCUCUCAUGGAGGUGGAGCCCAAGGAUGUCAUGGUGUGUUUGACCACUCGAACCCUCAUCACGCGUGGCGAAAGUGUGGUUACGCCUCUCAGUGUGGGACAAGGCCUGGAUGUGCGCGACGCCUUUGUCAAGGGCAUUUACGGCAGAUUGUUUGUGUGGAUUGUGGACAAGAUCAACGGUGCCAUCUACAGACCGCCGUCCUGCCACGACGACAACGUCACGCGCCGCUCUAUCGGCUUGCUGGACAUCUUUGGCUUUGAGAACUUUAUCGUCAACAGUUUCGAGCAGCUCUGCAUCAACUUUGCCAACGAGAACCUCCAGCAGUUCUUUGUGCGCCACGUUUUCAAGCUGGAGCAGGAAGAAUACAACCUGGAGGACAUCAGCUGGAAGCACAUUGAGUUCACAGACAACCAGGAUGCGCUCGACAUGAUCGCCAACAAGCCCAUGAACAUCAUCUCCCUCAUCGACGAAGAGAGCAAGUUUCCCAAGGGAACCGAUGCCACCAUGUUGUACAAGCUCAACUCGCAGCACAAGCUCAACUCCAACUACAUCCCCCCAAAGAACAGCUACGAAAGCCGCUUCGGAAUCCAACACUUUGCCGGCGUGGUGCAUUACGAGACCAGAGGCUUCCUGGAGAAAAACCGCGACAGCCUCCACACGGACAUCAUUCAGCUCGUCCACUCGUCCAAGAACAAAUUCAUCAAGCAGAUCUUCCAACCCGACGUGGCCAUGGGUGCCGAGACCAGGAAGCGCUCGCCCACGCUUAGCAGCCAGUUUAAGCGCUCGCUGGAGAUGCUGAUGCGCACACUGGGCGCAUGUCAGCCCUUCUUCGUCCGCUGCAUCAAACCCAACGAGCUGAAGAAAGCCAUGGUGAGGCACUCCCGUCUCGGCCGGAGACAAAAGCCGGCUGCUGUUGGCCGCCUGUGGCCUCCACUCGCCUUUGCCUUUCUGGCCUUUCAGUUGUUCGACCGAGAGCUGUGCAUCAGGCAGCUGCGCUACUCGGGCAUGAUGGAGACCAUCCGCAUCAGACGGGCCGGUUAUCCCAUCCGAUAUUCCUUUGCCGAGUUUGUGGACCGCUACCGAGUCCUCGUGCCCGGCGUCAAACUUGCCGACGUACAGGAAGACCUGCGAGGAACUUGCCGGCAGAUCGUCCUGGCCACAUUGGGAAGGCACGGAGACUGGCAGAUUGGAAAAACCAAGAUUUUCCUCAAGGACCACCACGACAUGGAGCUGGAAAUGGAGCGGGAUAAAGGCAUCACCGACAAGGUUGUCCUCAUCCAGAAAGCGGUGCGCGGACUCAAGCAGAGGACUAACUUCCUCCGGCUGAGAAGUGCUGUGACCGUCAUCCAGAAGAUGUGGCGAGGUUAUCGCUGCAGGAACCAAUACAACAUUAUGCGGCACGGCUUCCUGCGUCUGCAGGCUGUCUACCGGGCAAGGAAGUUCUACAGCAGCUACCGGGCCACCCGCCGGUGCGUGACCCUCAUCCAGGCCCGCUGUAGAGGCUUCUUGGUCCGCCGGGCCUUUUGGCGCCGUCUCCAAGCCGUGUUGACCAUCCAGGCCCAUGCCAGGGGCAUGAUAGCCAGACGCCUGGGCCGCAGGCUCAGGGCGGAGCUGCAUCAUCGCUUGGAGGCCGAGCGUCAGCGUCUGGCGGAGGAGGAGCGGCUCCGCGACCAGAUGACGGCGAGGCGCGCCAAGGCCGAGGCGGAGCGCAAUCACCUCCAGCGCCUGCUCCAGCUGACCCGCCAGUGCGAGGAGCGUGAGCGCCAAGAGCGGGAGGAGGCACGCAGGAAGAAGGAGCUGCUGGAGCAGAUGGAGCGGGAGCGCGAGCAGCCCGUGGACCACUCGGAGAUGGUGGACCGCGUCUUCGGGUUCCUGGGCAACCCUGGACCGCUUCCCCACCAGGACGGGCAAGCCCCCGCUGGCUUUGAGGACCUGGUGAACGUGCCCCGGGGCGACGAGGCCGCGGCCGAUGUGGUGAACCAAGCGCUUCCACUGCCGGAUGAGGACAACGAGGAUCUCUCAGAGUACAAGUUCUCAAAGUUCGCGACGACGUAUUUCCAAGGCGUCUCCACCAACACGUACAUCAGACGGCCGCUGAAGCAGCCGCUGCUCUUUCACGAGGACGAAGGAGACCAAUUGGCCGCCUUAGCAGUGUGGAUAACCGUUCUGCGAUUCAUGGGCGAUCUGCCCGAGCCCAAAUGCCAGCUGGUCCUCAAUGACGGCAGUGAGAAGAUCCCCGUCAUGACCAAGAUCUACGAAACCCUCGGGAAGAGGACGCACAAGAAGGAACUGCAGGAGCUGCAGUUUGACGCAGAGAACAGCGCCAUAGAUACUCAGAAGAGGAACCGUAUUCGGCACAAACUUGUGUCUCUCACCCUGAAGAGAAAGUCCAAGAUCACAGAAGAGGUGACCAGGCGCUUGACCGAGGGGGACCACGGCCUCCAGGGGAACAGCAUGCUAGAGGAGCGGCCCACCUCCAACCUGGACAAACUUCACUUUAUCAUUGGCAACGGCAUCCUCAGGCCCGCCCUCAGAGAUGAGAUCUAUUGUCAGAUCUGCAAGCAGCUGACUCAGAAUCCGUCCAAAAGCAGUCACGCCCGCGGCUGGAUCCUCCUUUCUCUCUGUCUGGGCUGCUUUGCACCCUCAGAGAAGUUUGUCAAGUAUUUGCGGACCUUCCUGGUCAACGGCCCGCCCGGCUAUGCUCCGUAUUGCGAGGAGCGACUGCGCAGGACGUUUGUCAACCACACGCGGACGCAGCCGCCGUCCUGGUUGGAGUUACAGGCCACCAAAUCAAAGAAGCCCAUCAUGCUGCCCGUAACGUUUAUGGACGGAACCACCAAGACUCUGCUGGCCGACUCGGCCACCACGGCCGGCGAGCUGUGCGGCGCUCUGGCUGACAAGAUCAACCUCACCGACCGCUUCGGGUUCUCGCUGUACAUCGCUCUCUUCGACAAGGUGUCAUCGCUGGGCAGCAGCAGCGACCACGUCAUGGACGCCGUCUCCCAGUGCGAGCAGUAUGCCAAGGAGCAGGGCGCUCAGGAGCGCAACGCCCCCUGGAGGCUGUUCUUCAGAAAGGAGAUCUUCACGCCGUGGCACGACCCCACCGACGACGACGUGGCCACCAAUCUCAUUUAUCAACAGAUCGUGCGAGGGGUGAAGUUCGGAGAGUAUCGCUGCGAGAGGGAGGCGGACCUGGCCGAGCUCGCCUCUCAGCAGUAUUAUGUGGAUUACGGCGUGGACAUUCUGUAUGAUCGCCUCCUCAGCCUCAUCCCCUCCUACAUCCCAGACAGAGAGAUCACCCCGGCCAAAACGGCCGAGAAGUGGGCUCAGCUGGUUGUCAGCGCCCACAAGAAGGGCCUGCACGACAAGAGAAGGUCUGGUAUGCAGAAGGUCAAGGAGGAUGUGGUAUCUUUUGCUCGACUCAAGUGGCCUUUGCUGUUCUCACGCUUCUACGAGGCCUUCAAAUUCUCAGGGCCCAGUCUGCCCAAGAAUGAUGUGAUCGUGGCGGUAAACUGGACCGGCGUUUACUUUGUCGACGAGCAGGAGCAGGUCCUGCUGGAGCUGUCUUUCCCGGAAAUCAUCGCUGUCUCCAGUAGCAGAGGAGGGAAACUCCAAGGCCAGAGUUUCACAUUGGCCACCAUCAAAGGAGACGAGUACACCUUCACGUCCAAUAAUGCCGAAGACAUCAGAGACCUCGUCGUGGCCUUCCUCGAAGGUCUGAGGAAGCGCUCCAAGUUUGCGGUGGGACUAGUGAACUGUCCCGACCCGGCAGGCAUAGAUUCCACAUUCCUGAGUUUCUCCAAGGGGGAUCUCAUCAUCCUGGACCAACACGACGAUGGUGAGCGUGUGACGAACUCCGGCUGGGCCCACGGCGUCAACGACAGGACCAAACAGCGAGGAGAGUUUCCGGCUGACCGCGUCUACAUUCUGCCCACUGUCACUAGACCUCAAUAUGACAUUGUGGCGCUGGUGACCAUGACUCCGGAUCAGCGCCGGGAAUCGGUUACGUUGUCUCAUAUGGGCCUCGCCACCAGUGAGGAUAAAAGCAAAGACUACACGCUGGAGGAGUUCUCCUACGACCACUUUAGACCUCCUCCAAAGAGUACUCUGAGCCGGGUAAUGAUCUCCAAGACUCGAGGGAAGGAACGUCUGUGGAGCUGCACCCGGGAGCCUCUCAAGCAGCCUCUCCUCAAGAAGGUCUUGGCCCACGAGGAGCUUUCCCAGGAGGCGUGCCAGGCCUUCAUGGCCAUGAUGAAGUACACGGGUGACUACCCUUCCAAACGAGCGCGCUCGCUCAACGAACUCACCGACCAGAUCUUUGAGGGGGCGCUGAAGGCCGAGCCACUCAAAGAUGAGAUCUUCUGUCAAAUUGUCAAACAGCUCAGCGACAAUCACGUCAAGUACAGCGAGGAGAAGGCAUGGGAGCUGUUGUGGCUCUGCACAGGCUUGUUUCCUCCCAGCAACAUCCUGCUGCCUCACAUCCAGAAGUUUCUCCAGGCCAAGAAGCACCACCCUCUGGCACCAGACUGCAUGCAGCGCUUGCAGAAAGCCCUCCGGAACGGCUCAAGGAAAUAUCCUCCUCACUUGGUGGAGGUGGAAGCCAUCCAGCACAAAACCACCCAGAUCUUCCACAAAGUUUAUUUCCCGGAUGACUCGGACGAGGUCUUCGAAGUGGAGUCGAGCACCAAGGCCAAAAGCUUUUGCUACAACAUUUCGGGACGCCUGAUGCUCAAGUCAUCGGAGGGUUUCAGCCUUUUUGUCAAGAUCACAGAUAAGGUCAUCAGUGUGCCAGACGGUGACUUCUUCUUUGAUUUUGUGCGCCACUUGACCGACUGGAUCAAGAAAGCCAGACAUGUGAAAGAAGGCGUGCUGCCUUUGCUGACCUACCAGGUGUUCUUCAUGAAAAAGCUGUGGACCAACACCAUGCCUGGCAAAGACUCCAUGGCUGACUCCAUUUUCCACUACUACCAAGAGGUGCCAAAGUACCUGCGAGGCUACCACAAGUGUUCUCAGGAGGAAGUGCACCAGCUGGCAGCGCUCAUCUACAGGGUCAAGUUUGACGACGACGAGUCUCACUUUCACAACAUGGCCAAGAUCCUCAAAGACCUUGUUCCUCAGGACCAGAGCCGUCAUCUCUCCGCCGAUGACUGGAAGCGAUCCAUCACGUCACACUUCAACAAGCAGUCUGGAAAGACGAGAGAAGAAGCCAAAGUGUGCUUCCUCAAAAUCAUCUACAAGUGGGCCACUUUUGGUUCCGCCUUCUUUGAGGUCAAGCAAACUACGGAUCCAAAUUACCCGGAAAGCCUCCUGAUCGCUAUCAACAAGCACGGGGUCAGUCUGAUUGACCCAAAGUCAAAGGACAUCUUGACCACACACCCAUUCACCAAGAUCUCCAACUGGAGCAGCGGCAACACUUAUUUCCACAUCACCAUUGGCAACCUGGUGCAAGGCAGUAAACUGCUGUGCGAAACCUCGCUGGGCUACAAAAUGGAUGACCUGCUGACCUCAUACAUCAGUCAGAUGCUAACCACCAUGACCAAACAGCGAAGCUCUCGAGGUAGCAGCAAGUGAACGACCGACCGGCGGUGCCAUCUUGGCUUUUGUGACAGAGCGCCGACGUCAUCUUGGCCCUUAACGCUCACCAGUUGCCUUGCGGUUAGCCUUUCUUUUACUUCUUUUGUUAGUUACACCCAACAGCUUCAUGUUACAAUGUUAUCGACGAACUUUUUUCGAACUCUUUUCAUCAGCGGAUCCAUUUUUUGUGGUUUUAGCAGCCGUUUCGGUAAGCUUGAUGGCGAGCUCGUGUCUAUGUGUUUUCACCAAGCUAGCUAGCCAAGCCCCUCUAAGUAGCUUUUCAUCUUUCAGUGUGUGAACAAGUAAGCCAACAACUAGGGGUGUAACGAUUCAUCAAUACACAUCGAUUAAUCGAUAUAAUGCUCUACAAUUUAUUGGCAUCGACGCUAAACGUAAACAUCGAUUUAUAUCGCCGUGUUUGACCUCGGACAUUAGACGCGACUUUAUUUUGAAAUCCAGUUCAUUGUUGCUUGCUUCCUCUUUCCGGGAGCAGUGCGGGGGCGUGUUGUGUUGUGAGCAGAGCAGGCACGUGAAAGGGGAGUCGACAACUAGUACGCGGCUCCUGGAUUGGUGCUAUGGCUAGUGUCCAAAAAGACGAGGAAAUUGGCUCCCCUUUAGGCUUCGAGUCAUUCUUUGGAAGCACUUUGGAUUCCAAAGAAAAGAUGACUCAACGGACAAGACACGUGCAGUUUGUAAAUCCUGCCAUCCGGUGAUCAAAUAUUCAGGGACCACAAAUCAGUGUUAAAAUAAGCACUUUGUAUACUACAAUACUCUUGUAAUUUCCUAAAUAAAGAGUUUGCAGUACCUUGUUGAUUUUGCGUAUGAAUUGUUAUAAAUCAGGAUAUUGUUGUAUAUUUUUUAUUUGAAAAAAUAUAUAUAUCGAUCGUAGAGCAUUAUAUCGUGAUAUAUCGUGAAUGAAUCGCAGGAGGCUUUAAUAUAUCGGCAAAUAUCGUAUCGUAGUUCUUUGUAUCGAUAUAUCGUAUCGUGACAAAACCCGCAAUUUACACCCCUACCAACAACACACGACAGAGGCUUCCCCUCCCUUGUGACACACAAUCCCUUUUACUUCUACUUGCAUGUGCUUUAACCCAUUCAACAACAUGUUGUCCUCAUGUGGUUGGCAAUAAAUGACCUUGGAACAUAGUACAACAUGUUUUUAUUUGAGCAAAUGAGGGCUAAUGAGUUUGCCGCCUUAAGUAGUCACUGGCCAAAGUCGUGCUUUUGGCGGAGUUGCGGCGCUGGACACGGACCAAACGGCAGUUCGCUCUGUAACAUACGAAGCCAGUGUUUGGUUUCAUUCUGGAGAGAGACGUGUGGUGGAAAAGCCCAGUGACCUGAUUUGAGCUGAAUGUAGUUGUCUUCUUCCACCAUAUCUUUGAGUCCCGAGAGGCCAUUCAGAUCCAGCGGUCUCGUUGCUCUCCCCCUUUCAGGCAAAGGCAACACAAAGCAUGUAGCUAGGUGCAGUUCUUAAAAUGAUUUGUACCUAAAUAAAAGUAGAAAGUUGCAAGGUGAAGAUGGUCACGACCAGAAGCAGUGACAGCACAUCAGUGACCAGCCACAUGCCCUCAUACUCGUCGGAGCUCUAACAAAGCCAGAGGACAGUGAGUUCAAUCAAUUGUUCAGCCGUUGUCAUUCACCUCAAUUUGGUUAUAUGUAAAUGCCGCUUCCAUUUGAUUUUGUUUGGCCCUUGGCAAAUACGUCACUGCCAAUAGAGCAUAUUUUCUCCCCGACUUAGAAAGAAAGAAAGAAAGAAAGAAAGAAAGAAAGAAA